CGGAAACAAUAUAUUCAGGGGGUCCAACUCGACCGGAGAAAUCAGGACGGAGCUGUAGACUAAGAUGUCUGAAGAAGAGGCUAAGCUCAUCGGGUCCUUCGGCAGCCCGGCCGUGCACCGCGUCGAGGUGGCCCUGCGGCUCAAGGGCGUCCCCUACGAGUUCAUCCAGGAGGACCUCAACAGCAAGAGCGACCUGCUGCAGGAGCACAACCCCGUCCACCACAAGGUGCCGGUGCUCCUCCACGGCGGCCGCCGGCCGGCCCUCUGCGAGUCGCUCGUCAUCGUCGAGUACGUGGACGAGGCCUUCCCCCGUGGCCCCGCGCUCCUGCCGGCCGACCCACUCGACCGCGCCGCCGCCCGCUUCUGGGCCCGCUUCAUCGACGACAAGUGCGGGGUGUGCACGUGGGUGGCGCUGUGGGGGGAGGGCGAGGCGCGGGAGGCGGCGGCGAGGGAGACGAAGCGGAACCUGACGCUCCUGGAGGCGCAGCUCGGCGGGAGGAGGUUCUUCGGCGGCGACCGCGUCGGCUUCCUCGACAUCGCCGCCAGCGGGCUCGCGCACUGGCUGGGGGUGUUCGAGGAGAUGGCCGGGGUGACCCUGCUCGCCGAGGAGGAGCACCCGGCGCUGUGCCGGUGGGCGAGGGAGUACGUCGCGGACGAGGCCGUGCGGGGGUGCCUGCGUGACAGGGGCGCGCUGCUCGCCGCGCUGGCUGCCAGGAAGGACAGGGGGUCCCGGAAAGAAGUAACACCCGGUCUUACCGAUGUAGGUGCCCAACAAUGAUACGGUUACUCCGUUCAAAGGACAUUGGAUGGUACAUAAGUGAGCACAUGACAUUCCACAAUCACUCUCUUACAGAUAAGUGUGGUGAGAAACUAUACUGGCCCUCACACAAACAUAUCGACAUAUAUACACGUGACCUUGGCAAGCAGCUCCGUGAAAAUAAUAUCAGCAUCAGCAAAGUGUACAACAUUAUUGAUAGUUUCUUUGGUUCAAUGAGCAAUGUGCCUUUCAGCAAAAGAGCGUUAAGGGGGCUUUGUUGAGAAAUCAGCCGAGGUCAGGCGGAUGAUGAUGUCAGGAAGACAAUGGAAGUUUUUGCUGAGCUGGGAUCCAAAGAUUCUGGGUUUGUACUACAGAGUGCAGCCAGAUGAAGACAACCGCAUACGGAAUCUGUUAUGGUCAACAGGAGCAAGCAGAGCACAGUACUAUUAGUCGCUCUCAACGUGCCAUUUGUGCUCGUCUUGAUCGUCAGUGUGCAGAUGGCCCCGCAGUAAACAAUGAUGAUGGUGGUGCUGUGCAUGCAGCAACGAUGGAAACAUCAGCUGGAACCACUACUUCUCCUUCCGUGAGAAUACCAGUCAUCGUAACACACUCGAUGAGCAUGCUGUCGAUGGGAAUCACACUGCAAAAAUGAAUCAACCAAUUGACUUGCAAAAGCCCAAACUUGUAUUCCUAUCUUGGCAGACAAUCUUGUUCCUGACACGGGCAAUAAUGGACCACUCCGGGAUGCAAGUCCAAGAGCAGCUGAAUGCAAAACAACACAUGGCAUCGACUUGUUGGCAGCGGUUGCCACAGGCACCUGCCCUGCCCAGAUCACAUCUCCAGCAGCAAAUGGAAAUCCCAAACAUACUUGCAACUGCUCUUGCUGAUGCGCCUCCUCCAUCCGAAGCUGGGCCUAGCAACUGGCAACCCAUGAGAGUAGUGCCUGACGCUCCAUCUGAAAAGAGGUCGCAAGAUUUGCAAGACUAAUAAUAGAUCAGCCGUCUACUUCUGACAUUUAUCAGGGCGUCUGUGACUGUACAACACAAAAACACAGUAAAAGUCGACAUUCUUCAAAUUCGACUAGAAAAAAUCACGCCAGACUACCGUCCGAAAAAUUAAAAUGACCGGCCAAUUCUAAGCUUGGGCUCAUUGAUAUGCACCU
Triticum dicoccoides is the source of this 1919-nucleotide messenger RNA. Its product is annotated as glutathione transferase GST 23-like. The record is from RefSeq and is a predicted model, not a curated record. The transcript is spliced from 5 exons. Bases 65 to 778 code for a protein of 237 amino acids. Gene Ontology annotation, cellular component: cytoplasm. Gene Ontology annotation, molecular function: glutathione transferase activity. Lineage: Eukaryota; Viridiplantae; Streptophyta; Magnoliopsida; Poales; Poaceae. Gene Ontology annotation, biological process: glutathione metabolic process.